AUGUCACUAGUCAACGUGAUCGUGGAAAAUAUCAAGGUAUCAUCGGAGGAGUUUGGGGUAUAUCCUCACUCAUAGGACCUUUGGUCGGAGGUCUCUUUUCUGAUCACCUAAGCUGGAGAUGGGCUUUCUUUAUCAAUCUUCCAAUUGGUGCCAUAACUAUAGCAAUAGUAAUUUUGUUCUUAAAACUUCCAAGACCAACUGGUUCUUUGGGUGAAAAACUUAAAAGAAUUGAUUAUUUAGGUUCUUGUCUUGUAUUUAUUACCGUAGUUUGUUUAUUAUUACCAACUAAUUGGGGAGGUAAUAUUUAUCCUUGGAAUAGUCCUCAAAUCAUUUCUUUAUACAUUGCUGGUUUUAUUUUUUUAUUGAUUUUGGCUUAUGUGGAAAUUAAAGUGGCUUCUGAACCUAUAAUACCUGCUCAAAUAUUUAAA
Molecule: messenger RNA, 428 nt
Organism: Racocetra persica
Lineage: Eukaryota; Fungi; Glomeromycota; Glomeromycetes; Diversisporales; Gigasporaceae
Source: the annotation of a GenBank genome assembly